This is a messenger RNA of Symbiodinium necroappetens, 4158 nucleotides long. The record is from the annotation of a GenBank genome assembly. Lineage: Eukaryota; Dinophyceae; Suessiales; Symbiodiniaceae.
AUGGAAGCAGGUGAACAGCGGCAACCUUUCAAGCAGCGAGGCCGAGCGACCUGCAGCCAAGGGCAGCCGAAAGCCCAAGAGCCGAGUCGAGAUGGAUCUCGGCGCCCUGGGUGCUCUUUUUCGGAAGGGCCGGGACGACGCCGACGAAGAGGACGAGACGGACGACGACGAAGACGCCUGGGAGCCUGCUUCGCAUCUCCGCCCAGGUGCUCCGGCAUCUUCGCGGGGUCGCGGUACCAAGGAGGCCAAGCCCAAGAAGGACAGCAAGGAGCCUCCGGACCUGAAGGCUCUACUUGCCCAGAGCCUGGCCAGCGGCCAGAGCAGCAACGACCUGGUUCCCCUGAUGAUGAUGACGAUGCUGCUCGACAAGGACAAGAAGGCAGCCAACGACGGCGAGAACGAGCCAGCGGCAGCUCAGAACUCCUUGGUGGUGGGUCCUCCGAAGAUUCGGAGGGCGACGACGACCUCAGAGGAAAGGGGAUGCGAGCUGUGUCCACGCUGCACCGUUUGCAUGCCCAGGUGGAGAAGCGGCCGCGCAGGAUUUGCGAGAUCUUCGAGAAGGAGGUGAUCGAGGAGUUGGGUGUUCCAGCUGGUGCGAGCUGGACACUCAAAGACUACGUGAAACGCCAGCCGUGGGGGAAGUUCAAGGGGAUUUACAGGUGCGCCAUCAUGGACGUGGCAGCCUACGAGAUGAUCAGACAAGGCAAAUCCGACCAGGCGGCGGCCCAGCUUGUUCAGAACCUCAAGGCCAAGAUCCAGAGUGUCCUGGCUCAGGGCGAUUGGCAGGCUGCCUGGCUUCUCACUGGGCUCCCCGACCCGUUGGUGAAGAAGGAGUUCGGAGGCAGCAAAGAGGAGAUGUCGAUUGUGGCCGAGUACAUGUCCUCCCUUGCAAAGCUGAAGAAGCGUGUCAAGGAGGUGCAGAACCACGGGCCGCACGAGGAGGACGAGGAGGUGACCUUAGUCGAGGUUGUUAGCGACCGUGGUCAAGCCUGUGAUUGGUGGGGCCGGGCCUUCGUAAACACGUUUGUGGCUUGGUCAAACUUUCUGGUGCUUGGCUGCCCGCGCCCGGGGAGGUCUACACUGGAGCUGCGAGUAGUUUAUCGAGCUGAUGUUCAAGAUUUUGCUCUUAAGCUGCUCGGCGAGGUGAGCCAAUUCGCUUCUUUUGAGUUGGUGGCAGGUCUUCUAGAAUGCCAGGGCAAGAGAUCGGUUCUUGAAGACAUGUUGAAGCUCAACUUUGCAAGCUAUGGUGGGGCUGAGGUUGGGGUUCCUUCGGGGGCUCUGUCUGUAUCUGCCUCUAGGGUUGCGAUUCCUGAUGCGGCGGGGCGUGUUGACCCCCUGGAGUGGUUACCUCCAGAUCAGGCGGCGGUGGUAGGAGACUUGGAGGCUAUUCGCCUCCCUGAACACCUUUGGGAAGAUGUGGUGGUAGCGUGUCAUCGUGUCCCGGAGGCUGAAGAGAGUGCUUUGGCGGAGAAGCUCCUUGAGACUGGGAUGGCCGAGCUGGUCAAGGAGGCCGAUCUCCCUCACACAUCCGAAGGGAAGCUCCUUGUGGGUGGUCUCUUUUGUGUUGGGAAAAAUGAGUGCGAGGAUCGCCUUAUCUUCGACCGGCGGCCUGAGAACAGCACGAUGCCGAGGUUGGCAUGGGAGGAGUUGCUGAGCGGGGCGUGUUUUACCAGAAUGCUUUUGGAACCGAACCAGUACCUUCGUGGCUCAGGUGAUGAUCUUCGCAACUUUUACUACAUGCUUCGGCUUCCUCAAGGCUGGGUACGUUUCAAUUCGGUGGGUCGUAGAGUGUGCUCCAAGGUGGUUCAGAAGUACGGUGGGGAUCCAAGGGUGGCGUAUAGACUCUGUUUUCGUGUGCUGGGUAUGGGGGACCGAAAUGGAUGCUCUAUCGCGCAAGCGACUCACGAAGCCAUCCUCCGCAAGUUUGGGAUCCUCAGGCCGGAGAACAGGCUUGUCUAUGGCAAGUUCGUUCCUGAGGAUGAUUUGUGGGAAGGCGUGUACCUUGACGAUUUGCUAGUGACGUUGCGUGUGACCUUGAACACCGAGAUCCCCCUAGACGGCUCCUUUCAACCCCCAGCUUGGAAGGCCACGGACCGGGACAUCGAGCACACCAAGAUCGCCGAGGAUGCUUACGAGGAGGCCGGUUUGCAGCGCGCCACGCACAAAGCUUUUCGGGGCACCACAAAAUUCAAGGCCUGGGGCGCUGAGAUAGACGGGGUCCGGGGCACGGUCGGAGCCCCACUGGAGAUGCGUCGUCAAGUCUGGUCCCUCAUUGCCAAAACGGUGCAAUCAGGCACUGCGAGCAAGGAGAUCCUGCAAAAGCUCUUGGGGUUCAUUGCCUUCAUUUUCCAGUAUAGGCGAGAGAUGUUCAGCUUGAUCUAUCACCUUUACAUGUUUGUAGAAAAGCUGAAGCCAGGCAGGAAGGUCUGGCUCCCCGCCUUUGUGUUGGACGAGCUGCGCUCAGUGGCUUUGCAUCUUCCUUUGGCUCAGUGGUGUAUGCGAAAGAGAUUGCACGAGUCACUCUUAGCGACGGAUGCAACUCCGACUUCAGGAGGGGCGGUGCGGGCCACGGUCAGCCCCUCGUUACUUCGUGAACUUUGGAGGCGUUCGGAACUUCGCGGCUCCCCUGUCAGGCUGGAUCGCGACAACAUGAACAUCGCUGGCGAGGCACCUAUAGAGAGCUCUCGUUUUGCCGCAGCUAUCUCCGAGAGCUUACCGUGGGAGGUUGUGGGCUGCUUUACUUUCCGGAAAACUUCGCACAUCAACUUACAGGAGGCUCGAGCACUUCGUCGAGAGAUUGUUAAGUUCACCGGUGAUUUUAACAACGCUGGCUCAGUGCAGGUUGCCCUCAAUGACUCUUUGGUAGUGGUUGGCUCAGUGAGUAAGGGGAGGAUUGGAUGCGACGAUUCGGGGUGGCCCUUGCUGGGCUGCUCCCUCCUGGCCUGGAGAUUGGGUCAGGUGAAUGCUUUUCGAGAUGAGGAAGUUCUGAGCACGGCCAUCGACAAGCUGAUUGCCGAGGGGGAGGUGAUUCGCGACCUCACGGGCUCCCUGAAGGUGAUCUCAGUGAUGGAUCGAGGUGGCCAUUUCGUUGUGGUCCACCCGCAGUGCAGCAAGGCUUGGCAGUUGAGAGUCAACGCUGCGGCUGCGGAGGCAACAGGUGCUGCGACCCGGGCGUUUUCCCCUGGGGGCUCAUCGGUGGCAUAUCGCACGGACCAUCGGUGCUACAUCGUGGUGUCCAAUCCGCGGGCUCCAGACUUCGUCGGCUUCUUCGAGGGCGAGGGCGCGGCGGCAUGGAAGGCCAUCGAGCGCCAACUUCCCGGUAUGGGACGCGGCUUGGCCAGGGCGUCCCAUGCCGAUGCUUCCGCUGACGAUGUGAAUGCCGCGGUGGCUCCGGCGGAUCAGUUGCUCCAGGCGGUUCAGCAAGCGGCUACAGACUUGGGCAGUGCUCCAGUAGACUCCGGGUUGACAGCGGCGGAGGUGCUGGCGGACCCACACCGCAGAGAGGUGGCUACUCGCUGGCGCGCGGGCAGUUCCCUACGGAAGUUCACCAGUGUGUUGGCCCGCAUGUCGCAGGCCUUGCAGGCGUGUUCAGGUGUGGCGGCGCCCCAAGUGGAACGAGGCCCGGGGGCUGGCAGGCCCAGGCCUCUUUUACUCGGACCCACGCAAGCUUCGGCGCCUACGGCUACAACCUUUGAGUGGCUCAGUGGUGGUUUCAGUGUGGGGCAGCUGCGACGCUACGUGCCGCAACUGCGACUAAGGACAGUCGCGGUCGCCUUGGUGGUUCUUUUGUUCCCACGCCUUUGUGCCCUGCUGCUCGCCCUCGUGGUCCGUCUUCUACUUCGAGCAGCUGCCAGUCUGGUUUCCAGUCUGUUCCAAGAGGUUUGGGUGCAAGUGAUGGGCACGGUGGCCGAGGUGGAGCACAAUCUGGUGGAGUGGUUGCAAGCUCAGAUGGGUAUCUUCCCAUCUUUUGGGCCAUCGCCCCCGCCACUGCUUCUUCAAUCAGUGGCACAACCACCGCCAGCUCAGUCGCCGGCAGCAAGUACAGGUGGCAAUCCCCACCCAACCCGCCCUUUGGCCGCUGACGUUGUCACCUGGCUUCUUCUUCUUCUCAACCUGAGGCGUCCGCUCGGAGGGGGGGGCGGGAGACCUGAAGGUUAA